Messenger RNA from Tupaia belangeri chinensis (Chinese tree shrew), 1446 nucleotides. RefSeq names its product annexin A2 (gene ANXA2). The record is from RefSeq and is a predicted model, not a curated record. Gene Ontology annotation, cellular component: vesicle membrane; plasma membrane; nucleus. Gene Ontology annotation, molecular function: calcium-dependent phospholipid binding; phosphatidylserine binding; cytoskeletal protein binding. The coding region runs from base 144 to 1163 and encodes 339 amino acids. Gene Ontology annotation, biological process: positive regulation of receptor-mediated endocytosis involved in cholesterol transport. Lineage: Eukaryota; Metazoa; Chordata; Mammalia; Scandentia; Tupaiidae. The transcript has 13 exons.
AGGCGGGGUGGGGCGGGGCAGGCCUGGCCUCGCCUGGCAGAGAGAGGAUGUGGCGGGUAUAAAAGCCCCACCCAGACCAGUCGCCUCUGCUCGGCUUCUGGGGACACUAACAGCUCUCGGCACCCGGCCCAGCUCUUUUCAAAAUGUCUACUGUUCAUGAAAUUCUGUGCAAGCUCAGCUUGGAGGGCGAUCAUUCCACGCCCCCAAGUGCAUACGGGUCCGUCAAAGCCUACACCAACUUUGAUGCCGAGCGUGACGCUUUAAACAUCGAAACGGCCAUCAAGACCAAAGGUGUGGACGAGGUCACCAUUGUCAACAUUCUGACCAACCGCAGCAAUGCCCAGAGACAGGACAUUGCCUUCGCCUACCAGAGAAGGACCAAAAAGGAACUUUCAUCGGCACUGAAGUCCGCCCUGUCUGGCCACCUGGAGACGGUGAUUUUGGGCCUAUUGAAGACACCUGCUCAGUAUGAUGCGUCCGAGCUAAAAGCCUCCAUGAAGGGGCUGGGAACGGACGAGGACUCCCUCAUCGAGAUCAUCUGCUCAAGGACCAACCAGGAGCUCCAGGAAAUUAACAGGGUCUACAAGGAAAUGUACAAGACCGAUCUGGAGAAGGACAUCAUUUCCGACACCUCUGGUGACUUCCGCAAGCUGAUGGUCGCCCUUGCCAAGGGUAGGAGAGCAGAGGACGGCUCUGUCAUCGACUACGAGCUGAUCGACCAGGAUGCCCGGGAUCUCUACGACGCCGGAGUGAAGAGGAAAGGGACCGACGUGCCCAAGUGGAUCAGCAUCAUGACCGAGCGCAGUGUGUGCCACCUCCAGAAAGUAUUUGACAGGUACAAGAGCUACAGCCCUUACGACAUGUUGGAGAGCAUCAAGAAGGAGGUCAAGGGAGACCUGGAGAACGCUUUCCUGAACCUGGUUCAGUGUAUUCAGAACAAGCCUCUGUAUUUCGCUGACCGGCUGUACGACUCCAUGAAGGGCAAGGGGACCCGCGAUAAGGUCCUGAUUAGGAUCAUGGUCUCCCGCAGUGAGGUGGACAUGCUGAAAAUCAGGUCUGAGUUCAAGAGGAAGUAUGGCAAGUCCCUGUACUACUACAUCCAGCAAGACACUAAGGGCGACUACCAGAAAGCGUUGCUGUACCUGUGCGGUGGGGACGACUGAGCGUCCGGAAGUGUGUGCCCGCGCCCCGGCUGACAGCUCCAGAAAUCCGCUUGCGACUAACCGCCCCUGUCCAUCCCUCGAGGAUGACGCACGCUAACAUUGCCCCGACCUUGUUUUAGUGGCCUUGGCCUUGUCUGGCUUUUCCGUCUAGUCUCUCCUUUAAGCCAAAGAAAUGAACAUUCCCAGGAGUUGGAAGUGAAGUCUAUGAUGUGAAACACGUGGCCUCUUGUGUACUGUGUCAUAAACAGAUAAAUAAACGGAAUUUGUACUUUAGAAACCGCUA